GGGUCAGUCUGGAGGCUUGCAGUGACUCAGACACAGCCAAUUCCUCCCCUAAUAGCACUGAAUCACGAUUCCAGCGGCCAGUGGUCGCCCCUCGUCAAGGUCUAAGGCUGCGGCAGCCCCGGCUCCCGGAGGCCGUUUCCGCGCGCACACGCGCAUCCAUACGUACAGACGUGCUCGGGAUGCGGGUCCCGCCGGCGGGCACCUGGGCACUGCGCCCCAUUUGGACUGAAAUGGGGACACCCCUUCGGGGGUCCCAGGCUCCUGGCCAUAUUGUUCUCCUUCCCCUCGUGAUAACUCCGCAGUGGAGGUGGAUUCCGUCCAAGACGCCCAACGUGGCGCGUAGCAGUCAGCGCUGCAAUCCUGGCGGUUACCUCCGCGGCGGCGUCUCCCUUUGCGCCUCACACUCGCAGCCCGCGGCCCUCCCCAACUUAGGGCGUUUACAAAAGAAACUACUCCAGACGCGCUGCAAAGGGAGGCGCUUGUGCCCGAAUGCUGGAGAUCCCUCGGGGCCAUUCUGCCUGUGUGAUGUUUGGGGGGGGGUGUCGGGGUCGGGGGGCGGGGAGUCAGGCAGAAAGACAGGGAGAACCUCUGCGAUGAAGGAUCCGCGAGUCCUCAAAUGUAAGCUCCGUGUGACUGACGAUCUGCACUGA
Molecule: messenger RNA, 650 nt
Organism: Piliocolobus tephrosceles (Ugandan red Colobus)
Lineage: Eukaryota; Metazoa; Chordata; Mammalia; Primates; Cercopithecidae
Gene: ZNF516-DT
Product: ZNF516 divergent transcript
Source: RefSeq, a predicted model, not a curated record